Messenger RNA from Onthophagus taurus, 2078 nucleotides. Its product is annotated as putative fatty acyl-CoA reductase CG5065. Gene Ontology annotation, biological process: long-chain fatty-acyl-CoA metabolic process. Gene Ontology annotation, molecular function: alcohol-forming very long-chain fatty acyl-CoA reductase (NADP+) activity. The record is from RefSeq and is a predicted model, not a curated record. Gene Ontology annotation, cellular component: peroxisome. Lineage: Eukaryota; Metazoa; Arthropoda; Insecta; Coleoptera; Scarabaeidae.
CUGAGAUUACUUUUUUAAAUGUUGGUUAGACACAAUAUCUCUGUUGAAAAUGAGUCCGAUCACAGAGUUUUAUAGUGAAAAAACGAUUUUUAUAACCGGCGCAACUGGUUAUAUGGGAAAAGUGCUAUUAGAAAAAUUAGUACGUAGCUUGCCGGAAAUAAAAAAAAUUUACAUUCUAUUACGUCCUAAAAAAGGUUGUUCACCUCAAGAAAGACUCAAGAAAUUAACUGAUGACGUGAUUUUUACGUUUCAUGAUAUGAACGCAAAAGCUUACGAUAAAAUCGAGGUUAUAUCCGGUGACGUUUCAAAAGAAAAUUUUGAAUUGUCGGAAGUUGAUAAGAAAAAAUUAAUUGAAGAGGUCUCGAUUGUAUUCCACCUUGCCGCAUGUGUUAGAAUGGAUCUUCCUUUAAAAGAAGCAGUUAUAACAAAUACUAAAUCAACAUAUCAAUUAUUUAAAUUUUGUAUGAAUAUGAAAGCUUUAAAGUCUGUUGUGCAUUUAUCGACUGCUUUUUGUAAUGUUGAAAUUAUUAAUGGGGAGGAGAAAAUUUACUCCAUGGAUCUUGAUCCUUAUAAAAUAAUUGAUUUGGUCGAAUGGAUGGAUGACAAAUCUUUAAAUAAUAUUACGAAAAGAUUAUUAGGUCCCCAUCCGAACACUUAUACAUUUACCAAAAGAUUGUCUGAGAUGAUUGCCAUGGAUAUGAAUGAUAAAAUUCCUUUAAUAAUAUCAAGACCUUCCAUUGUUUUCCCUGCAAUAAAAGAGCCAAUUCCCGGCUGGGUGGAUAAUUUAAAUGGACCCAUAGGAUUAUUUUAUGCUGGAGGUAAAGGAAUUGUAAGAAGCGGAAUUAUUGAUGAGAAUCUUGUCCCGCAAAUAAUACCAGUUGAUGUUGCUAUAAAUUCUUUAAUUGUUAGUGGAUAUGAACGUGCAACGAACAUGUAUUGUGAUCGUGUGAUUAAUGUAUCUUGUGGUGAUGUUCUUCGUCCUACUUGGCGAGAUAUGUUCGUUACGUUUCAAUAUUUGGCUAUAAAGUAUCCAUAUAAACUUAUUUUAUGGUAUCCUAAGCCACACUUGACAACGUCUUAUUAUUUGUAUAUCAUCAAUGUAAUUCUUUUUCAAAUACUUCCGGCUAUAAUAAUUGAUUUUUUAUUAAUCAUCUUUUUGCAAAAACCUUUCUUAAUUAAUAUACAAAAGCGUUUAUUGUUGACUUGGAAAGUUCUCCAACCCUUCACUACAAAGAAAUGGAUCUUUAGUAAUACUAAUUUCUUAAAAUUGCAUGAAAAACUUAACACAUAUGAUAGUAACGUAUUCUACAUAAUUGAAAAUUUUGAAGAAAAAAAAUUUAGAAAGUAUUGUAAAGAUUGUUUCAAAACGGCAAAUAAGUAUUUGUUGAAAGAAACUUUAGAAAACUUGUCUCUUUACAGGAUCCGUAAUAAAAUAUUAUUUGUAUUGGAUUUAUUAAUCAAAGUUUUUUUUAUUUAUUUUGUACUGAAAUGGAUUUUUGUAAAACAUUUUUAAUUCCUUUUAACUUUAUAAAUAUGUUAUGCUACAAAAAACCUAAAUUUCUUUCGGCACAAUAUUCAGUGGUAGCACACAAGUGUUUGUCAAAAUGGGGAAGUGGCAAAAUAGAAUUAUUAAUAACGUUUAAAGAGAUGAUGGGCAGUUCGUUAAUGGUCAUAAGUAACUAAUGUGGCAUAGGAAUUCCAGGUGAAGGUAAACCAGGGAAGGUAGAAGAAGAAGAUGUAGGAGGGUAUCGGUGUUGAGGGGAAGAUAAAGGGAACUAGUUCUUAGCCAUUGACAGGCCUACUGAAAUUGGUUACGGGGGCCUCCGGAGCGCCACCCAAGCAGCUAACCUAGACACCUCAACGUUGGCAAGCGUGAAUGGGUCCAUUUUUCGGCGCCAGGGAUAUUAACAGGGUCGGCUCGCUUUGAUCGUGCGAUUCGCACCCGUUCCCAUCGAAAGCGGCGACCCUCUUAGAUCUACCUUCGAUCUACCUUUAUUCUUUAGGCCGUGUUUACAUUUCUAGUCGGUUUAGUGUGAAUUAUUAUAACAAUAAUUAUAAAUAAAAAAAGUUCUAAAUAA